Nelumbo nucifera (sacred lotus) is the source of this 636-nucleotide messenger RNA. Its product is annotated as nuclear transport factor 2B-like. NCBI's taxonomy places the organism in Eukaryota, Viridiplantae, Streptophyta, Magnoliopsida, Proteales, Nelumbonaceae. The record is from RefSeq and is a predicted model, not a curated record. Gene Ontology annotation, biological process: nucleocytoplasmic transport.
UUCUCUCUCUAUCUAUAUUCUAUAUUAGACCUGUGUAGAGGGGAGGGGUUUCUCCUCUUACUCUCUGUUCUCUGUUUGAAGGGAGAAUAGAAACAGAGAGAGAGAUGGACGGCAUGGAAGAGCAAGUUGAAUUGGUGGGGAAGGCAUUUGUGGAGCACUACUACCACCUGUUUGACACAAAUCGCCAAUCUCUGUCCUCUCUCUACCAACCCUCCUCGAUGCUCACUUUUGAGGGUCAGAAUAUACAAGGGGUCCAAGACAUUGCCGGAAAACUAACACAGUUGCCUUUCGAUCAAUGUCAGCAUGUCAUUUCCACCAUUGAUUCCCAGCCCUCCUCCUUUCCCGGCGGCAUCAUCGUCUUUGUUAGUGGCAACCUCCAAUUGCCCGGUGAAGAGCAUCAACUAAGAUUUAGCCAGAUGUUUCACUUGAUUCCCACGAUACAAGGAAGCUUUUAUGUGCAGAAUGACAUAUUUCGCCUGAAUUAUGGUUGAUUUAUCAUUAAUUCGAUCACCUUGUUGUAAUGUGUUUCCUCUGUUUCUAAUUUGCUCCUGAGUUCGUGUGUGGUUGUGGAAAUAAAAUGGGAUGGAAAUCAUCAUUGUGAUCGAUAUAUCUUUGAAAUUUAAUUAGAUUGUGGUA